CCAUAUUGAUCAUAUAAAACAUGAUCAAUUUUUACAUAUAAGUUAGUGUAUUAGUGUAUUCAAUACACAAACCGAAGUAAACAAAACAAGGAAAGAGAAUGGGACUAGGAGAAGGUAGUGGUUGUAGGCCCAGGGCCAGGGCCAAGAAAGAUAGGAAAUAUAUCCCGGCAAUGCCCAUGCCCCUGGCAGUAAUAUGUUGUAUAUUAAAUUUUCUAGUUCCAGGUAUAGGUACAAUUAUAGCUGGUUUUUGUGUGUGUUGUUGUGCUAGAAAUGAAGAUAUGACGUGUUGUGACAAGUUCUGUAGUUCCUUUCUAAGUGUUUUGUUUGGACUUUUACAAAUUAUACUCGCACCAGUACUUUUUGUUGGAUGGGUAUGGAGUUGUUUUUGGGGAGUUUCUUUCAUUGGAAUGUCAAAGGAAUACUAUCAUGAUAAUAAACCAUUUGAUGAUGCACAACCAAAUACCGUAGUGACCAGUCAACCUGGUGCAAAUCCCAAUCUUGGUCAGUGGAGUUCACCGCCUGGAGGACCAUACGGUGGACAGCCUGGUCCAAGUCAAGGAUAUUAUCCACAAGGGGGUCAAUAUCCUGGACAGACUGGCCCAGGACCCGGAUACUUUUCAGGAGGACAUACAGGGUAUCCACAAGGACAAUCUAAUCAAUCACCUAUUGCUCCUUCUGCACCUCCGGCGGAAGACAACUCGGGAUAUCCACAUCCGGGAUAUCAUGAGCCACCACCAGGAUAUCAUGAACCACCACCAGGGUACCAUGAGUCACCACCUCCUUAUGAUGUCAAUGAUCCACAUCCAAAGAAAUAAUGAUCAAAU
Molecule: messenger RNA, 824 nt
Organism: Mytilus trossulus (common blue mussel)
Lineage: Eukaryota; Metazoa; Mollusca; Bivalvia; Mytilida; Mytilidae
Product: basic salivary proline-rich protein 2-like
Exons: 3
Coding region: 99-815 (238 amino acids)
Source: RefSeq, a predicted model, not a curated record